AUUGUCUUUCUGUUCUUUCCUUGUUUCCCUCAAAAAACAAUGAAGAAGAUCAGUUUGAUACUACGUAAAUGCAAGAGUCUGUCGAGGCAACUAGGGAGAUCUUCAUCUUACAGUGGCCCAAGGUCCAAAUCUACCAGAGAAGAUUUAUGGGGUCAUCAUGAUCAUAAGCAAGAAGAUGAAAACCAUGCGACUAUAUUUGUUGGAAGCACAAGGAAGAGGUAUGUCAUCAGCUCCAAGUAUUUGAGCCAUCCUUUAGUGAAUGCUCUCAUCGAGAAGUCAAAGCAAAAGCCGGGAGAGGAUAGCAUUUUGGUGGUGAGAUGCGAGGUUGUCUUUUUUGACCACCUUUUAUGGAUGCUUGAAAAUGCAGAUCCAAGUGUUAAUUUUGGUUCUUUGGAAGAACUAGCUGAUCUCUACAUGUUCUAGAAUCAAUGGAGCUCGAUCUCUCCAAGCAUGCAUCAGUCAAGGACUUGGUAAAUCGAUCUUCAUGUAAGCAGGUGGUGCCAGCAUGAUCUUAUUAGUUCGAAGUGGGAUUAUAAUGCUCUGGAGUAAUAUUGCUCGUAAUGCUCUAAUUACCAUUCUUAAUUGUUGGAUUAGUGUAUGGUAAACACCAUGAUCUAAUGUUUAAUCAUGGUGAUUCUUUGUUGUUUUCAUUUCAUUAUUCUUGAUCCUUCGUAUAAAUAAAAACCCUCAAAGGUUGUUUUUUUC
Messenger RNA from Populus nigra (black poplar), 705 nucleotides. RefSeq names its product auxin-responsive protein SAUR78. The record is from RefSeq and is a predicted model, not a curated record. Gene Ontology annotation, biological process: response to auxin. Lineage: Eukaryota; Viridiplantae; Streptophyta; Magnoliopsida; Malpighiales; Salicaceae. The coding region runs from base 40 to 423 and encodes 127 amino acids. The transcript has a single exon.